This is a messenger RNA of Stereum hirsutum FP-91666 SS1, 762 nucleotides long. RefSeq lists its product as uncharacterized. NCBI's taxonomy places the organism in Eukaryota, Fungi, Basidiomycota, Agaricomycetes, Russulales, Stereaceae. The transcript has 6 exons. The record is from RefSeq and is a predicted model, not a curated record. Bases 1 to 762 code for a protein of 253 amino acids.
AUGCCAGAAACCGUUUCUCCCAUCGACUUCCCCGACCUUCCCUCUGGCCUCUCACAACACGCGCCGCCGGUCGCGUCAGGUCUGAGUGCCAACGUGAACGAACUCGCCAGCGCCUUCCGGAUGGUUGCGACCCCACUCCUAUUGUCUCUACCUAAACGUAUCGUCGUCGAUCAGAAGAACGGUGAUCUCUAUGCUUCGAAGUCGUCGGAGGCGAUGAAGACGCGGGGCUGGUCGUUCUUUGAACAGGAGCAGCAGGAAGUACUCGCGGACAAAAUUACCACGUUGAAAGCAGCUUCAUCUCUUCCCUCUAGCCUCGAGAGCAGGGGCGCCCCACAGGAGGAGUCGCAGGAAAACAGUGCGCAGCUCGCAAGACUGUUCACCCAACUCAGGGCAGUCCGUGGUUAUUCAGAGCGAGCAAAAGAGCUAUGGUCGACCAUCAAGACAUAUGAGGUCGGGAUCGGAACGAAGUCCGAUAGCAACGUCGUUACUGCCACGACCUCCGACGAACUCGACCGUAGUGUUUUGGAAGACAUUCUCGACGACGUCGAGAGCGCGUUGAAGAAGGACACAACUCUGCUCGAUGACGCCGCACGCGAAGAACUCAAGCAGAUGCGACUUAUGCUAGAUAUGGCACGGGACGCGAGUCUCUACGCGAAGGAGGCGAAGGAGACGUAUGAGAUGUUACAAAAAAAAGUGAAAGAUGAGGGUCUACUGGAGCAGACUGAAGCUAUAGCCCAUGCCCCUAAAAUAUUCCUUUUCUGA